Messenger RNA from Alosa sapidissima (American shad), 3885 nucleotides. It is a transcript of the gene mark2b, whose product is annotated as MAP/microtubule affinity-regulating kinase 2b. Lineage: Eukaryota; Metazoa; Chordata; Actinopteri; Clupeiformes; Clupeidae. The transcript has 19 exons. The record is from RefSeq and is a predicted model, not a curated record. Gene Ontology annotation, cellular component: cytoplasm. Gene Ontology annotation, biological process: microtubule cytoskeleton organization; intracellular signal transduction; protein phosphorylation. Gene Ontology annotation, molecular function: protein serine/threonine kinase activity; ATP binding; tau-protein kinase activity. The coding region runs from base 1371 to 3827 and encodes 818 amino acids.
ACCAUAACCAAUGAAGCUUCCGGUAGCAGAUCGGGUACCGACGACCGACACCGCCCCUCUCAGCUGUGCACAGGCGGCCAUGUUGCCUCCCAGUGGUUGCUUCUUGCUUGCUUGCCUUCUGCUUGUUCCGGUAUCUCCGUGUAGCUUUCAGAAUGCGUUGCUGCUGCUUGAACGCAGUAGCCGUUGCUUUCCAUAGGCCUACUGUCCUCUACCAGUAAAGAGAGCAAGCUAGCGCAUACAUACACUUAUCGUGGCAUGUAAUGCUGGAGGAUUUUACAACUUGAUUUUUUUUCGGACGUAUUUUAAGGACAUCACCUUCGUAACACGAGUGUUUGGUGUUCCAAGUGUUGCCGUCCUUAUUUGAAUCACGCACUCGGAAAUAGAGGAGACGGCGCUAUUCAUGGAUAUUUGAUUUUUCUGGACUGCUUAUUAGCCAGUGCGCUUGCUGACCAGACGUUACCCCUCGGAUUAGUAGCUAACGUUACCUAGCUAGCGCAAUUCCACAGCAGACCACAAUACUUGCUACGGUUGCUAGCUUCAUAUCUACUUGGAUGUAACGUUAACAUUAGCUGACUAGCUGGCUGAUUUUCUUGACCAAGCGGCUUAUUUCCAGACGCAAUUGUCCCUCACUUCAAACCAGGAAGAACAUUUUUGUGCUAAAUAUUCACACCAGCAAACGUUAACGUUACCUCGUUAAAGUUAUUUGUCAGGCAACGUUGAUUAUUCAUUUUUCUGCAGCGAAGGUCGGUCGAGUUGGAACCGAUUUAGACCGGCCUGAUGUAUUGAAUCUACGGACUUGAUUUUGGACUGCCUCAACACUCACACAGAUCCGACAUUUUAAACACCAGUUUUUUUCUCCUUUCUCUUUUUCCUUUUUAAAACCUAAUGUGGGUGUGCAAAUCAAGAGCAGUUGGUUUUAUGAAGUGCAAGACCGUGACACGUUGAUGUGUUUCCUUUGUUGGAUUGCCAGUUGAUGGUAACGUUAACGUUAACUAACGUUAAUUUGGACUGGCUAUCAGUACUGUAAUCUAUUUUCUGUUUGUCUAUUUCAUAAAUCAGCCCGUGCAGUUGUCGGGAUCAGCAAAUCAGGACAUUGACGGUUAACCUUAGAGUGAUUAUAAAUUCUGACGUUUGGAAAACUUUUGCAACCCAAUUUUUCACCUCUGUUGACAUGGACACGUACUUGUAAUGUGGGAUUCAACUUGUUGAUCUUUGUCUGCGUGGCUAGCUAGCUUGCUAGCUCUUUGGACCUUUUUGAUCCUUGGUCCUCGACCAAAAGGACAGUAAUAACCUCUACCGCUAAAUGUGUGUAUGAUUCUUAGACAUUUUUCUUCAUCCCCGGACCCCUUUUUGAAGAUCCCUGACCAAAAAUGUCAUCCCGGCCUCCGUUACUAACUGUCAUAGAAAACUCGUCAGGUCAGACACACACGGACUCCAAGGGAGGAGGCCGUCCCAGCAUGCCGCGCUGCCGGAACUCUGUUGCCACAUCAGCAGAUGACCCACAUAUCGGCAACUACCGGCUGCUCAAGACCAUCGGCAAGGGCAACUUUGCCAAGGUCAAGCUAGCCCGGCACGUCCUGACGGGGAAGGAGGUGGCAGUAAAGAUCAUAGAUAAGACACAACUGAACUCUUCCAGUCUUCAGAAACUCUUCCGGGAAGUGAGAAUCAUGAAAGUCCUGAAUCACCCAAAUAUUGUGAAAUUAUUUGAGGUGAUUGAGACAGAGAAGACUCUGUAUUUGGUGAUGGAGUACGCCAGUGGAGGUGAGGUAUUCGAUUACCUUGUUGCUCAUGGGCGGAUGAAGGAGAAGGAGGCCCGUGCCAAAUUCAGACAGAUUGUCUCAGCAGUUCAGUACUGCCAUCAAAAGUGCAUUGUACACAGGGACCUAAAGGCAGAGAACCUGCUUCUGGAUGCAGACAUGAACAUAAAAAUUGCCGACUUUGGCUUCAGUAACGAGUUCACGGUGGGGAACAAGCUGGACACGUUCUGCGGCUCGCCGCCGUACGCAGCCCCCGAGCUCUUCCAGGGCAAGAAAUACGACGGGCCUGAAGUGGACGUCUGGAGCCUGGGCGUCAUCCUCUACACGCUGGUCAGCGGCUCGCUCCCCUUCGAUGGGCAAAACCUGAAGGAACUGAGGGAGCGUGUACUGAGAGGGAAAUAUCGUAUCCCCUUUUACAUGUCCACUGACUGCGAGAACCUGCUGAAGAAGUUCCUUAUUCUCAACCCCUCUAAGAGAGGCAGCCUGGAACAAAUUAUGAAGGACCGCUGGAUGAAUGUCGGUUAUGAGGACGAGGAGCUGAAGCCGUAUCUAGAGCCUGAGCUCGACUAUAACGACCCCAAGAGGACAGAUAUGAUGAUACAGAUGGGCUUUUCCCAGGAGGAAAUCAGAGACGCUCUUGUCAACCAAAAAUAUAAUGAGGUCACAGCAACCUUCCUAUUGCUGGACUACAGAAACUCAGAGUUGGAAGAGAGUGUCAACCUGCCAACGAAGGCCCGGCCAGGAAGUGACCUCACGAACAGCAAUGCCCCAUCGCCGCCUCACAAAGUACAGCGCAGUGUGUCAGCGCAGAAACCUCGGAGGGCGACAGAUCAGGGCUCAUAUUCAAAGCGCGCUCAGGGCGACAACAAACACACCACUGAAGACACCGGACGCAAGGGCUCCAGCAGCUCAGCCAAGGUGCCGCCCAGUCCCGUCACUCCCAGUGACCACAAGAAGAGCUCGACCCCCUCCUCUAACUCUAUCCUGUCUACUGGCACGAGUCGCAGCCGAAACUCUCCAAUCGCUGAGAGGUCCACGCUCGGGGUCCAUAAUGGCAAAGACAGCCUGAACACUCCUGGGUCCCGCGCCUCCACGGCCUCAGCUGCCGCCGUGCUCUCCUCAUCCUCCUCCUCCUCCUCCUCACGCUCCCGACAUCACAAGUCCCAGUCCACCUCCGCACACCCCUGUCCCACUGACCUGCACACACACCAGCGCCCCAGUGCCCCCCCACAAAGGGCUCCUGGCGCAUCCCCCUCAGCUCACAACAUCAGCAGCGCAGCGGCGGGGGACCGUACCAACUUCCCACGAGGGGUGGCCAGCCGCAACACUUUCCACGCCGGGCAGCAGCGGGGGGCGCGCGACCAGCAGGGCUCGCCCUACCACGGGCCGCCCGCCUCGCCAUCCCUCUCCCACGGCAACAGCCAGCAGAGGAGGCCGGCCGCCUCGGGCAUUUUCAGCAAGUUCACCUCCAAGUUUGUGCGCAGAAAUCUGUCAUUCAGAUUCCCCAGAAGGAGUCCGUAUGAGGCAGAGGGUCGGGAGGAAGGGAGCAGGUCCAUGCUCAGCAGUACGGUGGAUAAGUCUGAGAAGAGCGGAGGAGGUGGCACUCUGGGCUCUGCGGGCGACGAGAACAAGGACUCCUUCAGCUCCUCGUCCCCAGGCAGCGGCACCCCGCCACCGGUUUCUUCACUGGCCCCGACCUCGGCCGGCCCGCCGGGCAGCGGAGGAGUCGGAGGCGGCGGCGGCAUGGGCACGCUCAAGGACCAGGCCAAGCCGCGCUCGCUGCGCUUCACCUGGAGCAUGAAGACCACGUCGUCCAUGGAGCCCGGUGAGAUGAUGAAGGAGAUCCGCAAGGUGCUGGACGCCAACAGCUGCGAGUACGAGCUGCGCGAGCGCUUCAUGCUGCUGUGCGUGGCCGGCAACCCGGCGCGCGACGACUUUGUCCAGUGGGAGAUGGAGGUGUGCAAGCUGCCGCGACUCUCCCUCAACGGCGUGCGCUUUAAACGUAUCUCGGGCACAUCCAUCGCCUUCAAGAACAUUGCCUCCAAGAUCGCCAACGAGCUCAAGCUGUGAGGAGGAGGAGGAGUGAUGGAGGGCACGGAACGAGGGAUGGAUGAGUGGAGGGAGGGAG